AGCUCAGUACACAGAAAGUUAAGAGUUAUCUCAUGGGUGGAAAAGGCGCAAGAGAGCCCUGUAUUCAGACUGACCUUUAAGCACUCUCUUGUAUUCAGACUGACCUUUAAGCAGCAAGAGAGCCCUAAGCUUUUACAAUACAGUUGCAUAUUGAAUUGAUUUCCAAGCAUUUCAUCCAACAAUUUGCCAUGAGAGGAACAUGAAGAGGAGUUGGUGGACAUGCCCGAAUGACACCAACUCGCAUACGCGCUAGUGAAGGGUGCACAUGGAGUGGUCCAACACCUCAGUCACAACUGUGUAGGUGGACACGAAUGGUUGAGCAAAACUCAUCAUCGGAUGACUCAACACAGCCCCCGGAUAUGGUUUUGGGUACUGAGUUUCCUGAAAUUAGCAAUGAUCCAAAUACAAGGCUUGAGAACAAUGUGAACCCACCAAUGCGGAGGUGUCGUGGACCAGCUGGGUGCACUGAGUUUAUGAAGCUUCGUAAGCAUGAUCUCAUUCCUUUGCAGAUUAAUGAUGGUGAAAGGGCAGCAUCAUGUUCGAAUGCGGUGUUCUUUACAACAAGAGUAACAUGGAUUAUUAAGCAUCAUGCAACCAUGGUUCAAAAUAGUUGGGAUGUUGUAGAUGCACAAGAGAAAGAGGAGCUGAUCAAUCGUAUCAGGGCUGAUUUCAUCCUAGAUUGGAGCAAAAGGAAUCAUCGGGAGAUGGUCGAGAAGAACCUCGGGAAGAAGUUCAAUGACUUCCACUACCAGCUUCAUAAAAUAUACAAUGGCUGUACAACACACCAGGAGGCAUUACUGAAGACAACAUCAUUGGUGGAACCAGAUGUAUGGAAAAAGUUAUGUGAGAGAUGGGGGAGUGACGAAUUCAAGAAAAUAUCCAAUCAAAAUAAGGCCAAUAGGAAAAAGCAGCGUGUGAACCACACAGCAGGCAGAAAGUCAUUUGUGAGGUUAAUACAAGAGAUGGGUCCAAGCUCAAAAAACUUGGUAAACUUCUAUAGAGAAACUAGAUGGUCAAAGAAGAAAGGGGCAUUUGUCACUCCGAUGACGGAAACAAUCUAUAAUACGAUGAUUGAGAAGUUAGAUGAGAUCGAGCCUGAGGAGCGCACAUAUGAGGCUGCUAAUAAAAUAUUCAGAGAUGUGCUAGGACAUAGGUCUGGUUAUGCAAGAGGACUUGGUGGUUCAGUUAUACUCGAGCCUAGACCUAUAUAUAUGUCAGCAGAACUUGAGCACCUAGCCCAAGAAAAUGAGAAACAUAAAAAUGAGGCAAUGAUGUACAAGACAGAAUUGGAUGAACUGAAAAGGGAUGUAAGAUAAUUACUGGUUUGGCAACAAUCCUAUGACCAGAGGAUGAAUGACUAUGAAAUUGAAGGAGUGUCUAAUAGAGACACUCAAGGAAAUCUUUAGUUGGAUGGGUUUGUAAACUGGGAGUUUUUUGAUAUUUUGUUAAGAAGCAUAGUUGAACUUUUGCUUGCAUGCACAUAUGUUGUUUAGUAGUUGUCUUAGGUGGUGGUGCAGGUUUUUGAAGUUGGUUAUACUAGCUGGAAUGGCAGAAAAACAGAGUCAUGGGCAUAUAUUUGUUGGUCUACAGCUU
Molecule: messenger RNA, 1593 nt
Organism: Juglans regia (Persian walnut)
Lineage: Eukaryota; Viridiplantae; Streptophyta; Magnoliopsida; Fagales; Juglandaceae
Exons: 7
Coding region: 228-1316 (362 amino acids)
Source: RefSeq, a predicted model, not a curated record